Messenger RNA from Acanthopagrus latus (yellowfin seabream), 8231 nucleotides. It is a transcript of the gene astn1, whose product is annotated as astrotactin 1. The record is from RefSeq and is a predicted model, not a curated record. NCBI's taxonomy places the organism in Eukaryota, Metazoa, Chordata, Actinopteri, Spariformes, Sparidae. Gene Ontology annotation, biological process: neuron migration; neuron cell-cell adhesion. Gene Ontology annotation, molecular function: protein binding. The coding region runs from base 395 to 4363 and encodes 1322 amino acids. The transcript has 24 exons.
UAAAAUGAUGAUGCUUUUGUUGAGGGGACCCCCGGGGCAUUAGGGGUGCAUGUCCUGGUUAGUAAUCUAUGGCCAAACCAUUACAAGGGCCAUUUGGACAGUUUAUCGAUCAAUUACAGUAAAAGGGGUCAGUGGCACUAAAACACAGAGCAGCCACACAGAGCCGGUGGUCAGUAUUGUAUGUUAAACAAAAAAAAAAAAUAAAAAGGGAAAAAUCCCGUGACUGAUCAUAUGCGAGAAGCGAGAGGCGUUCGUUUCCGACGCUGUGAGAGCCCGCCGGAGCAUCUCUCCCGCCUCACUCACUCCGCUGCUCUCUCAUCCGCCGGGCUGAGAGACCCGAAGCCGCCUGCGAGAGACACAGCGAGGAGGGGGGAGAGAGGAAGCGGAGACGGAGAUGGCGAGCAUCAACAUGGGGCCGAGAGCGCUGCUGCUGCCAGUGGGGCUCGCCUGGGUCCUGAUGGCCGUCCUAACACCUAAUGUCCGAUGUCUGAACGGCGACGAGGACCAGAGCCAGGACACCGAGUGCAAGAUAAAGAGCGUCACCGUGUCGGCGCUGCCGUUUCUGAGGGAAAACGACCUGAGCAUCAUGCACAGUCCGUCGGCCUCCGAGCCGAAGCUGCUGUUCUCCGUUCGAAACGAUUUUCCCGGAGACGUCGUGGUGGUGGACGACCUGGAAAACACCGAGCUCCCCUUUUUCGUCUUAGAGAUAUCUGGUAAUUCAGAAGACAUCCCUCUGGUGCGCUGGAGGCAGCAGUGGCUGGAGAAUGGCACUCUGCUCUUCCACAUUCACCACCAGGACGGCGGCCUCAGCCUUCCAGAACCAACCGAAGACCCAGCCAACGAUUCUGCAAAGGAGGAGCUCCGAAUCCUGCACAUCUCUGUCAUGGGCGGGAUGAUCGCCCUUCUGCUGUCCAUCCUGUGCCUGGUCCUGAUCCUCUACACCCGCAGGCGCUGGUGUAAGCGUCGCCGCAUCCCUCAGCCCCAGAAGAGCGCCAGUGCUGAGGCAGCUAAUGAGAUCCACUACAUCCCCUCUGUGCUAAUGGGAGGCCAGGCCCGGGAGAGCUUGAGGAACUCCCGGGGUCAGGGGCCAAACUCCAGUGGUACCCUCAGCAUCCGGGAGACACCGAUUUUGGAUGGGUACAAGUAUGAGUACGACAUCACUGACCUGCGUCACCAUCUGCAGCGAGAGUGUAUGAAUGGCGGCGAGGAGUUUGCCAGCCAAGUCACCCGUACCCUGGACUCCCUCCAGGGCUGCAAUGACAAGAAUAAUAUGGACCUCACUCCCGUGAGUGACAACACCAAGCUGGCCCUAAUGAACAAAUACAAGGACAACAUCAUCGCCACGAGCCCCAUCGACAGCAACCACCAGCAGAACACGCUGCUUCCACAUAACACCUCCACCAGCCAACGCAAACGUCUCUCCAGCAAUACCCGUGCGGGUUCAACUUUCUUGAACCCAGACGGGGACUCUGGGACGGAGGCAGACAGCGAGCCUCAGCUGGCCUUUUACACCGACCCAAACCGCAGUCGCCGCCGGAGUCGAGGUAUGAGAAAUGGUAACGCCAACAGCGCGUGGGGCUCAGGGGCAGCAGGUUCCCCACGGAGCCCCAUCAAUAAGACCACCCUGACUCUGAUCAGUGUCAUCAGCUGCGUGAUCGGCCUGGUUUACUCCUCUCACCUCUCCUGCAGCCUUUCAGUCCGGGUAAUCCUACAUGUGCCGGAGCACCUCAUCGCUGACGGAUCAAGGUUCAUUUUGCUGCAGGGCAGCCAGUUGGAUGCCUCUGACUGGCUGAACCCAGCCCAGAUCUUGCUGUAUUACCAGCAGAAUGCCAGCGGGCCCUGGGUCAGCGAGCUGUGUGGACGGCGCCUCCUGGACCCGUGUGAGCACCAGUGUGACCCAGAGACAGGAGAAUGCCUUUGCCUUGAUGGCUACAUGAAGGAUCCAGUCCACAAGCACCUUUGCAUCCGUAGUGAGUGGGGUCCCAAUCAGGGUCCCUGGCCUUACACCAUCUUCCAGCGUGGUUUUGAUCUUGUGAUGGGAGAACAGCCCUCUGAUCGCAUUUUCAGAUUCACAUACACCUUGGGAGAAGGAAUGUGGCUGCCGUUGAGUAAAAGCUUUGUCAUCCCCCCGGCUGAGCUCGCCAUAAACCCCUCGGCCAAGUGCAAGACGGACAUGACUGUCAUGGAGGAUGCGGUGGACGUACGAGAGGAGUUGAUGAUCAGUUCGUCCUUUGACUCGCUGGAGGUUCUUCUGGACUCGUUUGGACCCGUCCGGGACUGCACCAAAGACAACGGAGGCUGCAGUCGCAACUUUCGCUGCAUAUCUGACCGAAAGUUGGACUCCACUGGAUGCGUAUGCCCUCCGGGCUUGAGUCCUAUGAAGGAUGGGACUGGGUGCUACGACCACCACAUCGGCAUCGACUGCUCUGAUGGUUUCAAUGGAGGAUGUGAGCAGCUGUGUCUGCAGCAGCUGGCUCCUCUGGAGGAUGACCCGACACUGUACAACAUCCAGAUGUUCUGUGGGUGCAUUGAAGACUACAAGCGGGGUCCAGAUGGGAGGUCAUGCCUGCCGCUGUCUGAGGCCUGCACCGAGGGGAUAGACUGCAUGGAGGCAGUGGACAUUCCGGCUAACCAGACUGUGUUCGGAGACCUCUUCUACGGAUACAACAACCACACCAAAGAGAGCACCUCGGGACAGAUCCUCAAGGCCACAUUCAGGCAGAAGAACUUUGCCCGAGGCAUUGAGCAGCAGCUCCCAGAUGGCAUGGUAGUGGCAUCGGUGCCAACUGAGGUUCAGUGCCACGAGGAGCUGUCGGACCCUGUGCCCGACCCAGAAUACCUCAAAGGUAUGGUAAACUACAGCGAGGUGACUGGCUACCCCCUUGUUCAGCACUGGAGUCUCCGCUCUGUGUUGUACCAUGUCAAACUCAAUCAGUGGGUCCUCUCUCAAGCCUUCAGCUCAGCCAUCCAUUCUCUGGACGGGGCGACGCAGCGGAGCGACUUUGUCUCCAUCCUCAGGGAGUUUGGGAACCACUAUGUGCAGGAGGCGGUGUACGGCUUCCAGGAGUCCUGUACCAUCUGGUACCCCAACAAACAGGUCCAGAGACAGCUGUGGCUUGAGUACCAGGACAUCAGCAAAGGUAACUCACCUUCAGAGGAGUCGGAGGAGCGCGACAAGGAGCCCAGGACGCUGACAUACCCAGCCUACAUCGCCAGUCUGCUAGACACAGGUGCAAAGCGCAUGGCAGCCGGCGUCCGCAUGGACUGCACCAGCCAAGGCCAGUGCCCGCGCUCCUGUCACCUCUGCCACAUGAGCCCCAGGGCGGCGCAAGGGCGACAGCAGUCGGAGCCCGUCCUGCUGCAGAUCACCAAGGCCGCUCCCAUCUAUGAACUGGUGUCCAACAAUGAGACCUAUCAGGCUCUUCAGGAGGCGAUGAUGAGCAUGCUGUGGUGUUCAGGGAAAGGUGAUGUGAUCGAUGACUGGUGCCGGUGUGAUUCCAGCGCUUUUGGUGCAGAUGGACUGCCCACCUGUGCCCCACUUCCCCAACCUAUGCUGAAACUGUCUUACACCUACGAGCCCAGCAGCUCAUUGGUCAUCAUGGAGUGGAACCACACAGAGCCACCAAUCGGCGUGCGGAUUGUUGAUUACCUCAUCAGCCAGGAGAAGGUGACAGAGAGGACCGACCACUCCAAAGUUGAGACAGAAACCCUUCUGAGCUUUGUGGAUGACAUCCUGUCGGGAGCCAGGUCUCCAUGUGUGAUGUUAGGGGACAUCCCCAACCUCCUGUCCUCCUCCAUCAGCAUGAUCAUCCGCUGCUUGGAGCCUGACACCACAUACAUGUUCCGGCUCUGGGCAGUAGACAACACAGGGCGCCGCUCCAGUCCGAGUGAGGUCACCAUCAAAACUCCGUGUCCCACUGUGGAUGACGUCAAAGCACAAGAAAUAGCUGAUAAAAUCUAUAACCUGUUCAAUGGUUACACCAGUGGGAAGGAGCAGCAGACUGCCUACAAUACUCUGAUGGACCUUGGCGCUCCCACGCUCCACCGUGUGCUCUACCACUACAACCAGCGCUACGAGAGCUUUGGAGAAUUUACCUGGCGGUGCGAGGAUGAGCUAGGACCCAGGAAGGCCGGCCUCAUACUGUCCCAGUUAGACGAGCUCUCCCCGUGGUGUAAGGGUCUUCUGCAGGAGCCGAAGAUUGGCCUCCGCAGGAUGUCCCUCAAGUUCCUGUCCUGCCGUUACACUGACACCAAAGCCUUUGGGCUGAACUGGUCAGACAUGGGUCAGGACGUACACAAGGCCUGUGACGAGCAAACACUCACUGUCAUGUACAAUGACUACGGCGAGCCCAAGGAGCUGUAAAAUGAGUCAGAGCUUUCACUUUGGGUGUGUACAGGAAUAUUAAAACUAAUAAAAUGCAGGGUUCUCGUUUGUUUCCAUGAGCUACAUGAACUGGUUGCUUCAUAGUGCAUUUACAUUAUUUUACACUAUUUGACUUAACCACAUUAUUGAUAAAGCUAAUCAAAACUUUUACCGGAGCUAACAGGUAGGAGGUGAUCUCUGAAUCUUGAUGGUCAUCUGAUAAACUGUGUCUUUGCUCCUCUGAGCUGUGCUCUGCUUCAUUCUUGCAUGACUUACAAUGAUCAGGUCAAAAUUGCUUCACAGAAAAAGCCCUCCCUGGGUCAUGCCUUUUAUCAGUUUUCACUGAGUCUUCCUCAUUGCUGUAUGACUACAUAAUCAUGAUACGUGUUCCGUUUGUCAUACAUCAGAUAUCUUCCGGAGUGAAGCACCAUUGGGAAUCUGAGGAAAGACAUCAAAAAAGUCCAAUGCUUAUUACAGGUCGCCAUUUCAGUUUAAGUGUUCUCGUGCAAGACACUGAUCCCCAAACUGCUCCUGACAAGCAGGCCAGCACCCUGCAUGGUAGCUCUCUGCAAUCAGUGUGAAGGUGUGUGUCUAUGGAUGAGUGAGAGACAAACUGUAGUUACAUGCAUAUGACAAAGUCAUUUAAUGUGAAGCAGCUGCAGGCACAGGGUGAUGUUUUUACUUAGCCACCAAGGCUUUUUUUUGCUCAGUUAAAGUUUGGUGUGUACUAUAUCUAAAUUUGUUUUGGGUGAAAUGUUGGGAAGCAGGAAUUGACUUAAAAAGCAUAAAAAAUCUGAAUGGAUCAGAGAUCACAAGAAGAAUUCUUUCAAACACUCAAGGCCAGGGUUUCUUCGUCCUUUUUUUAUCAUUACAAAUGCAAAAUUGCAUGAAAAAAAAUCUAAGGAAAACAAAUAUAUACCAGGACCCACACAGGAGACCAUGCAUUUUAUAGUUUUUUUUUUCCUUUUCCUUUGAUGGACCCUACGAUCUUCAUUUUAAAACUUUGAUACAUAAAAAAGAGCACCUUUUCGUACCCAUUGCUGCAAACAUUUGACAUCUUAAUAGUUUAAUCCAGGUGCGAAAGCUUCAUAUUCAGUCAGAUAUUAAAAGGGCAGAUGUGGGAUAUAAAGGGCAGCUCCUUUGUGCCUGCAUAUCUUUAGACGUUUUGUUGAGAAAUUACAAAAGGCAACUUGUGAUGUCAAACAAGUGGCCAAAAACUGAUCGUGAUUGUGACUUUUUGAUGAGCCCAUUUAUCCUCCUGCCUGGAUACAGGUAGUAGCUUCUUAGAUCUGAUUUUACCUGUAACGUUUACAUAAAAAAUGGAUCCAGGAGAUCCUGGGCUUUGUUCAGUUUGUUGUAGCCUCAGAUUCACUGGUACAUUCCAGCCGUUGGUUAAUAUUUUAUAGCUUCUGCUGCUCGUCGUACACAUUUACUAUGGAUGACUGCAACACACCCAGCAGGUGAACACUUCAUGUACUAAAACAUUGUCUAUCUCCUUAACCCUGAACUGUGACUUGAUAUUGGCUGCUGUGUUGUGUGGAGUUGCUUUUACAUCAAAUCUUAGACUCAGACUUAGAAUCUUACAGCUUUAAAAUAUCACUUCUCUUUUUAACUAGAUAAUUAGAAUGAUUUAGCCCCGUACUUACAACCAUCAUUUAAACACUACGAAAUCACCCUGUCUGCUCAGUCUGCACACAAAUAAGUGCAUACACCAAAGUCCAGUUCUGUGUGGGGGUGAUGUACCAAUCCUUCUCGGUAACCUCUGUGGAGGGCAGAUCUAUAGUCAGGUCGGUAACAAAAUAAAACAUAUAAAGGUCAGUUUGGUUGGGUUAAGGCAACAAAUCUACUUUGUUAGUUUUAGGAAAAGAUGACCUUACAUUUGUGAAAAAUGUCAUGUUAAAUACGUGUUGUCCUUUAACUUACGGAUUUAGGUCAAAUGACACCCCAAACCUCUACCCUAAUUGGACCGUCUUGCUCUUUAUACGUCACCUGAAUUUUUUUAGAUAUAGUACUCGGACAAUAUAAUGGGAAAGAUUGGAGAAUCGCCUGGAUACAAAUUUGACUAUUAACUGCACGCAAAAGUCUGGAGCAGGGGUCUCACACUGAAAUUAUCUUGGGGCCACUGUUGGUAGUGUGUCACCACCACAAUGUCCAAGUACUACAAGAAAGUACAAUAUUUCAGAACAUUUUUAAAUUUCCAUUAUUAACAUAAAAUAACAAAGGCAACACAAGGCAAACAGCAGUUUGUAUACAUUUUUAUGAUUUGUUUUUGACAGUUCAGUGCAGUGCAGAUAUUGAAUUAUGUUUAUUUUCUUCUGCUCGUAUUUAACAAAAAUGCAAAACCAAGUCUACCAAGUCUUUUUUUAAUAAUUUACUUAUAUUUUUAACUAGGUUUGUCAUGGUAGUCUAUGCUCCCAGUAUUCAGGCUUACACAGAUGACAUUACUGACAAAAUACUUCAAAAUAAAAGUCAACUUGUGUUUUAAAUCAGUGUGAAAAAACUAAAAAAACUAAUAAUAAUAAGUUUGCAUGCCUGAUUUUUGACAUGAGGUCGCGGGCCGAAUGGAGGGGGAUCUGGGGCCCAGCGCCUGGCAGUUUGAGACCCCUAGUCUAAAGUCAUGUUAUUGGUAUGCAGAUCACAGUGACUGGGCUGGUUGAAAAGUCAGUGCAGUGCAACAUAAGUAAAGUCAUGCCAUGUACCGACAACAGGAAAGCAGUCAGUAUUUUACAUAAUUAUCCAUAUUUCUGUGAAAAAGCUGAGGUAGCAUGUAAGCAGUUGAAGCUAAAGAUAUUUUAGGAAGGUAAAAUUCGGGAGUUAUUUUAGUAGUACAGACAUACAAAGCAAGCCUUGUACAUAGCAUCAUCAUAAGUUUUAGCGAUAUAACCUGCUGAAUGUAGUAUUGAUAGUUUGCAUUUAUAACUGAAGCUGUUACAAAGGAGUUCUACUAAAUAUCAGACAUCACAGAGGAAGUACACAAAUUGGUUAAUUUUCUCAGAAUGUUCGUUGAACUUGCCAAACCACUGGACAGUAUUUUCAUUAUUGAUUUACAGUUUACACAUUGUCCCCAAUCUAACCACUGAACACUGUUUAACAUCUUAUGUCAGUACUGAAACUGCAAUUUAACAGUGUCUCAAUGUUUUCAAACACUCCUCUGUAUAUUUCAAUAUCAUGCAAUAAUGUAUACAUCUUUAGAAAUGUUUCUUUGACAUUUCCACUGUGUGUUUUUGGUAAGUAACUUCCUUUGCCCUCCAUCUGUUGAUUUUGUAUCACUGUGCAGUGGCCAUGAUGAACAUUGAUGUUAAAGAAAUGCUGUUAGUUGUUGAUUUUUAACAAACCUCAUAUGUGAAUACUAAAACGAACACUUGUAGAUUUUUGUAUAGGCAGCAAAGUAUUUCAUACAUGCAUCACAUUAUAGCACAGUACAGUGUUUUCUUCUGUAUAUAAAUGUACAACAGGUGAUAUUUUACAACAUGUAUGUGUGCUUUAGUAGAUAUAAUACUGUACUGUAAUAUCUGCCGUGUAGCUUGGUCUAGCGAUUUGGAUUCAUUGCAGUUCUGAUGUAAAGAGCCAAGGCUUUGACUUUCUUUGAUCCAAUGUCAUCCACUAUCUGGAACCUGAUUGGACCACUGUCACAAACUGUAAGUGAAGAUGAUGAUGAUAUUAUAUUGUUGAAUGAAAAUGGUAUAAUGAAGUAGAAUUGACCAUAAAAUGACCAAGGUGAAAACACUCCUUGGUCUUUAGGAAAAACGUGAACCAACCAUCCUCUAUCUGCAUGAUAUUAUUAUGUCCAUACUAUAUGUGGCUAUCAUAAACUUUUUCACCUUGAUCUUUGCUACAUCAAAGAACAAUAAAGAGUAUAUUGUGAAAA